This is a messenger RNA of Rangifer tarandus platyrhynchus (Svalbard reindeer), 828 nucleotides long. The record is from the annotation of a GenBank genome assembly. NCBI's taxonomy places the organism in Eukaryota, Metazoa, Chordata, Mammalia, Artiodactyla, Cervidae.
AUGGACUUUGAGAAUCUGUUCUCCAAACCCCCAAACCCGGCUCUUGGCAAGAAGUCCGCCACGGAUUCUGACCAAAGAUCCAGCAGUAGGUCUCAUCAUUGUGUUUUUAGGCACUCUGGAAGCUCUACAUCUACAAAGAAUUUGCAACAUAGGAAAUCAAGAAGUAAGGACUAUGAUGCAUAUAGUGAUGAUGACAUAUGCAGUCAGGAGCCAGAAGAUAAUUUCGCUAAGGAGCUUCAGCAGUACAUACAAGCUAAAGAGAUGGCAAGUGUCACUCAGUCCUUACUGUGUCCUGGAGCAUCUGUAAAGAAAGAGACAGCAAAGAGGACCCAGAAAGCUGUUAAGCAAAAAAAUAAAAACCUUAAAGCUGUUCACAAGAAUGGUAAAAAGAAGAAAAUGAAGCGAGAGUUGCCUGGCCCUGGAGACAGAGGAGAUGCUUCCCUGAGGAGCAGCGGCUCACAGGGCCAGAAUGGGAAACCUAAAGAGCAGCAGCAGCCUGUGAGAAUGAGUCAGGGGUUCAUCAACCAACAUACGGUGCAACGCCAGGGAAAGCAAAUUUGUAAAUAUUUUCUUGAAAGGAAGUGUAUUAAGCCUCUCGCGCUCUGCUGCCGUCGCUCAGGGGGGCACGGCGUGUCUCCACAGAAGCCUGAGCCGUGCGUGGGCCGGGCCGGGCUGGAGCUUGCAGGCCACGGGGUGCGCACCAACACUGAUCGCCAGCGGGCAGAGCCGAGCGCAGAGGGGGCGGGUAGCGCACCGCGGGGUGACGGCGGGGCCUCUCCUAUACCAUUCUUAAGCCUGGAGUUCCUAAAUCUUUUGUCGAUAAGAUAG